AUGUCGCCAUAUAACCCUCGCGAUCGAGCCGAAGAAUUCACCAGCCGCUCCCCGGACAGCGUUUCCGCCGCGACUCUCGACCGCAAUAGCGCCGACGGAAGCGUUCAUGCGGAAGAUUCCGCCGACCGCCUCGUUUUCAGCUCGCAAUGCUGUGCGGAACAAUCAAGUAGUAGCAUCGGAAGCGGCGACGGGGGAAGUCAUCGUGGAAGCGGAAGCGGCCACGGAAGCCCACGCAGUAGCAUUUUCUUGACUCAGCAGCACCGUGAUUUGCAUCGUCAGCAGCAGGGCGGGUUCCCUCCGUCUCUUGCGGCGGAACGGCGGGAUCCGCGGUCGAACCGCGCUGGCGGCGGUGACGGAGCUGUAUACGCAGCCGAAAUUGAGUACGGCUACGAGCGUUAUAGCCAUCCCGGCGCCAAGAGCGGCGCUAUUGCCGCCGGAGGCGGAAAUUACAGCCAGGCCGCUCCGCGCGGCGGCAGCGCACGCGCGAGCACGCUGGGUAGGCAGAGCUGGAGCCACGAUAACCCCGCCGCGUUUCGCGCUUCGGAAUACGCCGCCGGAAGCGGACACAGAGCCGCCGCAGCCGGAAGCCGCGCGCGGUACAGCAAACCCCGUGCCGCAGAGACGGGGUCGUCGUCCGACCUUCGUUUUGGAGCCGCGCGAGGGGUAAUGCAAGGCGCGGGGACGCGCGGAACGCCAUUCAACGGCAUAGGGGACGAGUAUCCGACGGCUGAGCGCGGCCACACGACGAACGACACGGAAGCUUGGUGGAGGGACGGGGACAGUGCCGCUGCUGGAAAUCUGCAGGUAGCCCAGAGCGACCACAACGCAGGCGACCUCGACCUUUCUCCUGAUGGUGGGCCCGUUGUUGAUGAUUCUGGCGAUGCAGGGGUCCCGCUCGUCCGCUCUCCAGCUGUUACUAAUCCGAGGGACGAUCCCACUAGCCCGCGUGUGCACUGGACGGCCACAGAGAUGCUUCAGCUGGUGCAGGCCAGAGUCGACCUGGAUCCUGACUGGGAUCUCAUGCGCAGAGUUCAAGGUGCCAACUACUGGGCUGCACUCCACACGCUGGUGCUUGAGCGCCAUCCCCGUUUCCGCUUCAGCCGAGGGGCGAUCAAAAUCAAAAUGUUGAGGAUCGAGGCGCAGUACAAACAGCUCCGCGACAGGCUGUCUCGCUCUGGCGCCGGUGCAAUCCGCUACUUCCCUUCCUGGUACGGACUGAUGGAGACAAUCCGUGGCCAUCGCCCUGGAGUCCAGCCCGUCCACCGUGUGACUGCUGCGAUGAUAACCACUCCUACUCCCCUACCAGUUCCUACCCCAACAGCCGUGACGCACGUCGGUCCUAUUCGUGCAAGGCCUGCUGUUCUGGCAUCUACUACCACCACCAUCCCAAGUGUGGAUGCCACCAUCCGUGCUGCAACGACUGGUGGAUCGGGACGGAACACGCGCACUCCAUCUACGGAUGUGAACUCCCCGGUUACGCCAAGCGGGCCUGUUUCACGCACGCCUAACCCACGCACUCCUACUACGGCGGUGGUGACUCCAGUAACCACAACUAAUCAGCCCACCGCACCGCCGUCUGGCACUGGUUCGCCAUCCACGCCAUCACCUUCCGUUCCCACCGCGUCCCCCUCGACCUCCGCGGGUGGGACGGGGACGCCUCCUGCAGGGGGAUCACCAACACAGAGCAAUGGUCGGUCAACGGCAGGCUUGAUUGGUGUUGGCCCGGAGGCUGCAAUUGCCACGGUCAUGGCGGAAAGCAUCGCAAGCGCCAUAAACAGUGCUGUGGACCGUGCAUGCGACAGGUUUGAGAGCCUUACCCGGUCUUUGGUCGGGUCAUGGCCGGGUGAGUCCGAGCCCAGGAUGAAUGGAGGCCAUGGGCCAACCGAUCACGACGGAGAGCUGGAGUAA
This is a messenger RNA of Closterium sp. Naga37s-1, 1908 nucleotides long. The record is from the annotation of a GenBank genome assembly. Lineage: Eukaryota; Viridiplantae; Streptophyta; Zygnematophyceae; Desmidiales; Closteriaceae.